AUGGCAUCGCCAGACUCAUUCCUGGAUGUGGAGCAGCGGAAUCGCUUGCCCACACUUUUUGAGGUCCUCAGUCGCCGUACCCUGGCUCCGGUUGAUCUCUUCUCAUUCUACAUUUACAUGCGCGACCAGCAACGCUCUGUGGAUUAUCUGGAUUUCUGGCUCGAUGUCUCCCAACAUAUGUCCCUGUGCCGUCACUAUGUCCGAGAGCUUCGCCGUUCUGUCCUCGUUGCGACACCGGACCCGGAGAGGGCCGACAGCAAGCGCUCAUCGGCAAUGUUGGAGAACCUGGAGAACUUGGGCGACAUUCCGCUAGUGGAGGCUGGUCCCUCCCGUCUGCGCCACAAUGAAAAGGACCGCGAUGCCGACCACCGCUUGUCUGCUUUCCUUCGCUCCGACGGUCACACUUCCUCGCACUCUCCGCAGAACAGCAUCGGCUCCCAACAGUCUGCCCAGCGUACCUCGUCCAAUGAUCAUCGGCCUAGCACCGGCAAUGGAACUGGUGGCGAUUCCAACUCCCCUGGACACACUGUGGGCCGCCAUGACAUCCGCGCCAGUGCUGAAAAGAUUCUUUACACCUACCUCCUCCCCGGCUCUGAGCGAGAGAUCAUUCUGCCAGAGACCAUGGUUUCCACGUGUAUCAACUUGAUUGAGGAUGACGGCCGUGACGACCCCGAGGUAUUCGACCCCGCAAAAGACUAUGUCUUCCAGGCCAUGGAGCGCGAUGCCUUCCCCGGAUUCUUGCAGGCCAAGGCUCUGGGUAACCUUGUGCCACUGAGCAUCCUUGCCCGCCUGGCUUUUGCUCUCAUCAGCUUUGGCGGAGGCUUCUGGGGUGCAUUCUACGUGGUCCUGCGCAACAAGCCUCGGGACAUCCGCUGCUGGGUCAUCCUUCCAUUCGCAGUUGCGGCGUACUUCAUUGUCUCAUAUCAGUACCGGAUUGACCCCGUCAUGGCAUUCCUCGGCUACAGCGAAUACACAUUCAUGAACUGGGGUUUGAUUCGCGAACCCUACGUCCGCAAGCUCUUGAACAAGCGCGCCCUGGUGACUGCUUUGGUCUCGUUCCUGACCGCUGCAGCUCUUAGCAUAUUGUUCAUUUUCGUGCCUGGAACUAUGCUCUAA
Penicillium daleae is the source of this 1116-nucleotide messenger RNA. RefSeq lists its product as uncharacterized. Gene Ontology annotation, biological process: intracellular protein localization. Bases 1 to 1116 code for a protein of 371 amino acids. NCBI's taxonomy places the organism in Eukaryota, Fungi, Ascomycota, Eurotiomycetes, Eurotiales, Aspergillaceae. The record is from RefSeq and is a predicted model, not a curated record. Gene Ontology annotation, cellular component: plasma membrane. The transcript is spliced from 2 exons.